Fusarium musae is the source of this 1275-nucleotide messenger RNA. RefSeq lists its product as uncharacterized. Gene Ontology annotation, molecular function: DNA binding; zinc ion binding. Gene Ontology annotation, biological process: DNA-templated transcription. The record is from RefSeq and is a predicted model, not a curated record. The transcript has 4 exons. The coding region runs from base 1 to 1275 and encodes 424 amino acids. Lineage: Eukaryota; Fungi; Ascomycota; Sordariomycetes; Hypocreales; Nectriaceae.
AUGUCGGGUGCAGGCUGCGAGUAUGAAAAGAUCGACAAGAGACGAAACCCACCAUCUUCAGAAUACACGAUUGGUCUACGAAAUAGAGUUGCUUCACUAGAAGCCUUCGUCCAGGAGUUGAGAGAAGCUACUCCCGCUCGCCGAGAUGAAAUGCUUGGGCCCGCGGCUUAUACACAGGGCACAUCAAAUAUUUCGAUCGCAGGGCCGUCUCAAGUCAUCCCAACUGAUACCACAGCCCGAGCACGCCUGAAGCCAGACGCAGAAGGAUCACUGGUUUACCAUGGCGCGACCAGCAUCUUCAACAGCGAUCUUCUCACCACAAGCGAAAGCUUUCCAAACCCAACACAGAGUCUGUAUGCAGAGUCCAACUUUGACCAUGUGAUGGAUCACUUCGGCAUCAAGUUGGAAGAUGACACAGUUUUCAAAGCACUGCAGCAAUUCUUUCGCUGGCAGUACCCCCAUUUUAUGUUUGUUUACCGAGAGGCGUUUCUUAGAGACCAUUUUGGUGAGCGAAAAGGCUGCAAGUACUGGUCAUCUGCACUUCUCCUGUCGAUAUGCGCAUUGGGCCUCCUUAUGUCAGACACUGAAGUGGAGCGGAAUUUGAUCGAGAAGUUCUUUCAGGCGGCGGAGAGUAUCGUGAUGGUAUCCGGCCUAAGCCGUCCUUCGAUUCCCACCGUCCAGUCAUUCUUAUGCUUGGCAUUUUUUGAAAUUGGUCGAGGGAACGUAUCCAAGGGAUGGGCUUUCUCAGGUAUCGCGUUCCGUAUGGCCCAAGACUUGGGCUUUCAAAGCGAUCCUAUGAACUGGCUACCACAUGACUCGACCAUUAUAUCAAGCGAGGAUAUUGAGAUCCGCCGUAGAAUCUACUGGGGCUCAUACAUAUCAGACAAGCUGAUAAGCUUGAUACUCGGGAGACCCGUACAACUGGCCUUCGAUAGCGCUGAGGUCGAUCUACUGGAGUUCAUAACUGACGGCCCCGGAAUGGAGUACUGGCGACCUGUUGGUUUUGGCGAUGACCCGGAAGAGCUUCGAGUCUUGUCAAACAUACCAUAUCUCAAAGAGCAGAUUCGUCUCUACAGAAUUGUUGAGAAAAUGAUGACGACAGUAUUUUCUCCAAGGACGCCUCGAACGCAGACAGACGUCUUUACACGGCAGACCCUGCUUGAUAAUCUCAACCUAGAGCUUCUCCAGUGGAGGGACGCGCUGCCCGCUUUUGCAAAGUGGAAUAAGUGGUCGACGGGUGUGACAAUAACACCAGCGGUGGCCACCCUCCAGUAG